GAAGGGAAAAAAAGAAAAGACAUCUACGAUCUAAUUCAUGUAUUCCCUCUUGAUAGAUCAUCUACAUCUGGCUGCCUCAGUCACCUUGAGCAGUGUCAUAGGCUAUGUCUUUUGGAAAAUGUACCAACAGUUAAAUACUAAUGAACUUCUUCCUCCAAAGGCACCUGGUUACAUUCCAAUUUUGGGCCAUAUAUUACAGCUUAUCAAACCUAUUCCUAUCCACAUACUAUUCUCCAAUUGGAGUCAUGAAGUUGGCCCCAUUUACACUUGUUACUUUGGUGCUCAAAGAUGGAUUGUUCUAAACUCUAGUGAUCUAAUAAAAGAUUUGAUUGUUGGUCGCGGAACAAUCUAUUCGUCUAGAAAAAUGCCUACAGCACUUACUGAAGAUUUAUUUCAAGGAGAAAAAGGAGGAGCCUUUGCCUUUAUGCCUUAUGGUUCUAAAUGGCGUAGUUUUCGCCGCAUAGCACACUUAGGACUGAUCAAGCCCAAGAUUACACUUUAUCAGACUAUUAUUGAUGAACGUCGAACAUCGUUUAUUUCUCACCUUUACCACAUCUCUACUGAAAAUGAAAACAUGCAUGGAGAAGGCAUUAGUUUAUCUUACUUUAUUGAGCACUAUACUCUAACAUCUAUCCUUGCAAUUGUCUUUGGUGACAUGUGUUUUUUUGAACCAAGCGAUCCCUUAUUGCACAGAAUAUUCAGUCUUACAGAAAGAGCAGCCAAGGCACUCAGUCCAAGCGAUCAAAUCAAGGAAUUCUUUCCGAUUCUCAAAAAGAUACUCCCAAAAACGAAAACGAGAUAUAUUGAAAUUAGUAAUGACGUGCAAAGCUUUUACAAUGCUCUUCUUCAACAGUUCAAAACACAAGAAAAUCGUCAAAAGUGCUUUGUUAAAGAUAUUAUAGACCAAGGCGAGUUGACAGACCUUCAAAUUAUCCAUUUCAUCGCUCUUUUUGUUGGCGCUGGCUCAGAAACAACUGGAUCUACUAUUGAGUGGGCAGUUGCCUACUUGGCAAAUCAUCCAGAGAUUCAAGAAAUGGCCUAUGAAGAAAUAAAGUCUCAAAUAGGACUUUAUAGACUCCCUGGGGCAGAUGAUGAACCAUUGCUGCCUUUUGUUCAAUGUAUUAUUCUAGAAACCCUUCGGAUGCGUCCUCCUGCUCCUGUUGCUAUCCCUCAUGCUACAAGUACAGAUGAUACCUAUAAGAGCUGGCAUAUCCCCAAAGGCACCAUCAUCGUGAUGAACCUAUUUGCUAUUCAUCAUGACCCCAUACGAUACCCUGAUCCUUAUCAAUUCAAGCCAGAAAGGCAUAUACAAUUUGUUAAGGAUACCUUGGACGAUCGUAAACUUUCCCAGUCAGUGGAAGAUCGACCUCAUCUAAGCUUUUCGACAGGACGCCGUGUAUGUGUUGGUAUUCAUCUUGCCGAGCGUAGUUUGUUCAUGGCUCUUUCUGCCCUGUUGGCUUGUUUCAAGAUCGAAAGGGUUUCUGAACAGCUGAUUGAUGUUGAUGUGGUUAGAGAUGUACGUGGCGCUACUUUAGCUAUUCCUCACUAUAAAAUCCGUCUAAUUCCUCGACAUGAUAAAGUAUCUCUAUUUACCAAAUAAAAAUGCCCUGUACAUUUUAUUUUAG
Molecule: messenger RNA, 1625 nt
Organism: Rhizopus microsporus ATCC 52813
Lineage: Eukaryota; Fungi; Mucoromycota; Mucoromycetes; Mucorales; Rhizopodaceae
Product: cytochrome P450
Exons: 4
Coding region: 119-1600 (493 amino acids)
Molecular function (GO): heme binding; oxidoreductase activity, acting on paired donors, with incorporation or reduction of molecular oxygen; monooxygenase activity
Source: RefSeq, a predicted model, not a curated record